Molecule: messenger RNA, 6296 nt
Organism: Chelonoidis abingdonii (Abingdon island giant tortoise)
Lineage: Eukaryota; Metazoa; Chordata; Testudines; Testudinidae
Source: RefSeq, a predicted model, not a curated record
CCUCCUCCAUGAGAGGGGAGGCAGGGCGGGCAAACAUGGCGGCGGUGAGUUAGAAAGCGUCGGACGGCGGAGCUAGCGGCGGAUACUUCCAGGAGCGGCCGUGGAGGGAUCGAGAGAGAACUUGCCCUGGGGCUAUCUGAACCCAUUGCAGAGGAGCCAAGCCUAAGGAAUCCAUCAGAUCUUGAACUAGAUUACUGAAACUAACUAGUCCAGAGUCGUCCAAACUGAAUGCCAUAGAUGGUGGAGCCAGGACAAGAUCUGUUGCUUGCUGCUUUGAGUGAGAGUGGAAUCAGUCCAAAUGAUCUAUUUGAUAUUGACCCUGUGGACAUGGGCCUUGCAACACCAGCAUCAGCUGUUCAGCAGUCAGUGCCACUUAGUGCAUUAGAACUAGGCUUGGAGACUGAGGCAACAGUUGCUGUUAAACAAGAACCAGAGACUGUGUCUACUCCAGCACUAUUAAAUGUCAGGCAACCACCAUCAACCACAACCUUUGUGCUGAAUCAAAUAAAUCAGCUUCCAACUUUGGGGACUACAAUAGUAAUGACAAAAACCACACCUGUGACAACUACUAGGCAGACCAUCACUGUAGCAAAAAUCAUUCAAACCAGCACAACUACUCGACCAUCGGUUGCAGCACCAGCAGUACGCAAUGCCUUGACCACUACACCUUCAAAGGACCAGGUCCAGCUGAAAGAUCUGCUCAAAAAUAACAGUCUUAAUGAACUAAUGAAAUUGAAGCCACCUCCGAACAUUGCCCAGCCAGUUGCAACAGCAGCCAAAAUAAUUGUAGUGUCUCCAAAGGUGGUAAACGCCACCAAACCAGCUGAUCUAAGCAAUGGUGCUGUAAAGAAGGAGGCUUCUACAAAAGAAGUAACAAGAAUAUGGGUAAAUGAUGUAAAAAUGAGAAGUUACUCACCUACUAUGAAAGUGCCGGUAAUAAAAGAAGAAGAGGAACCUGAGGAGGAGGAUGAAGAAGAAAUGGGUCAUGCAGAGACAUAUGCAGAGUAUAUGCCAAUAAAAUUAAAAAUUGGUCUACGUCAUCCUGAUCCAGUAGUAGAAACAAGUUCGUUAUCCAGUGUAACCCCUCCUGAAGUAUGGUAUCAGACAUCAAUAUCUGAAGAAAGUAUUGAUAAUGGUUGGCUGUCGGCAUUGCAGCUUGAAGCAAUUACUUAUGCAGCCCAGCAACAUGAAACAUUCCUACCUAAUGGAGACAGAGCUGGAUUCUUGAUAGGUGAUGGUGCUGGUGUAGGAAAAGGAAGGACCAUAGCUGGAAUAAUCUAUGAAAAUUACCUGCUGGGUAGAAAAAGAGCUGUAUGGUUUAGUGUGUCAAAUGAUCUGAAAUAUGAUGCUGAAAGAGACUUGAGAGACAUUGGCGCAAAAAAUAUUUUGGUUCAUUCCUUAAACAAGUUCAAAUAUGGGAAAAUUUCUUCCAAACAUAAUGGGAGUGUAAAGAAAGGUGUAAUUUUUGCCACAUACUCUUCUCUUAUUGGUGAAAGUCAAUCUGGUGGUAAAUACAAAACCAGGUUAAAGCAGCUUCUCCACUGGUGUGGUGAUGACUUUGAUGGAGUUAUAGUAUUUGAUGAAUGUCACAAAGCUAAGAAUCUGUGUCCUGUUGGUUCUUCAAAACCAACCAAGACCGGCUUAGCUGUAUUGGAGCUUCAGAAUAAACUUCCGAAGGCUAGAGUUGUUUAUGCUAGUGCCACAGGUGCAUCUGAGCCACGAAAUAUGGCAUACAUGAACCGUCUGGGAAUAUGGGGGGAAGGAACCCCAUUUAGGGAAUUCAGUGACUUUAUUCAGGCUGUUGAAAGAAGAGGUGUGGGUGCCAUGGAAAUAGUUGCUAUGGAUAUGAAACUGAGAGGAAUGUACAUAGCAAGACAGUUAAGCUUUUCAGGUGUGACCUUCAAAAUUGAAGAAGUUCUGCUUUCACAGAACUACAUUAAAAUGUAUAAUAAAUCUGUGAAACUGUGGGUGAAUGCCAGAGAGAAAUUUCAACAAGCAGCUGAUCUUAUUGAUGCAGAGCAACGCAUGAAAAAGUCUAUGUGGGGUCAGUUUUGGUCAGCCCACCAGAGAUUUUUCAAGUACCUUUGCAUAGCAUCCAAAGUCAAAAGGGUGGUCCAGCUAGCUAGAGAAGAAAUCAAGAAUGGGAAAUGUGUUGUUAUUGGACUACAGUCCACAGGAGAAGCAAGAACGUUAGAAGCCUUAGAGGAGGGUGGUGGAGAAUUGAAUGACUUUGUUUCCACAGCAAAAGGAGUACUCCAGUCUCUCAUUGAGAAGCACUUCCCAGCUCCUGACAGGAAGAAGCUUUUUAGUUUGCUGGGAAUAGAUCUAACUGCUCAAAGUAAUAACAAUUCACCUAGGGACAGUCCUUGCAAGGAGAAUAAAAUAAAGAAACGGAAAGGUGAGGAAAUAACUAGAGAAACCAAGAAAGCUCGUAAAACAGGUGGCCUCGCUGGGAGCAGUUCCGAUGAGAGUGAAAGCGAGUCUGAUGCCUCAGACAAUGAAGAAAGUGACAACGAGAGCUCUAAGUUUUUGAGUUCUGGAGAUGAUGAUGACUUCAACCCAUUCAGAGAUGAAUCUAGUGAGGAUGAUGAGGAUGACCCCUGGUUAAUUAGGAAAGACCAUAAGAAAAAUAAAGACAAGAAAAAGAAGAAAAGUAUAGACCCAGAUUCCAUUCAGAGUGCCUUAUUAGCUUCUGGUCUCGGAUCAAAACGACCUAGCAGUUUUUCUUCCGUUCCUGUUACCACUGCUUCUAGUACAAAUACAUCAGCUAACAGUAAUACCAACAGCAGCUUUGUAACAAGUCAAGACGCUGUUGAAAGAGCCCAGCAGAUGAAAAAAGAAUUGCUUGAUAAACUGGAAAAACUAGCUGAAGACCUUCCUCCUAAUACUUUGGAUGAACUUAUAGAUGAACUUGGUGGUCCUGAGAAUGUGGCUGAGAUGACAGGCCGCAAAGGGAGAGUUGUAAGCAAUGAUGAUGGCAGCAUAUCUUAUGAGUCAAGGUCUGAACUUGAUGUACCUGUUGAAAUUCUAAAUAUCACAGAAAAGCAGAGAUUCAUGGAUGGAGACAAGAACAUUGCCAUCAUCUCAGAAGCUGCCAGCUCAGGAAUUUCAUUACAAGCCGACCGUAGAGCUAAAAAUCAGAGGCGGAGAGUGCACAUGACGUUGGAGUUACCAUGGAGUGCGGAUAGAGCAAUACAGCAAUUUGGAAGAACUCACAGAUCAAACCAAGUUACUGCACCAGAGUAUGUGUUCCUAAUUUCCGAAUUGGCAGGAGAGCAAAGAUUUGCAUCUAUAGUUGCCAAAAGACUGGAGAGCUUGGGAGCUCUCACUCACGGGGACAGAAGAGCAACAGAAACUCGAGACCUUAGCAGGUUCAACUUUGACAACAAGUAUGGCAGAAAUGCUUUGGAGAUCGUUAUGAAAUCCAUUGUGAAUUUAGAUUCCCCAAUGGUGUCCCCACCUGCUGACUAUCCUGGAGAAUUUUUUAAAGAUGUUCGGCAAGGAUUAAUAGGUGUGGGCCUAAUAAAUGUAGAGGACCGAUCAGGAAUUCUGACACUUGAUAAAGAUUACAACAAUAUAGGAAAAUUCCUGAAUAGAAUUCUGGGUAUGGAAGUGCAUCAGCAGAAUGCUUUGUUCCAGUAUUUCUCGGAUACUUUAAAUGCAGUUAUACAAAAUGCUAAAAAGAAUGGAAGAUAUGACAUGGGUAUUUUAGAUCUUGGGUCUGGAGAUGAGAAGGUCAGAAAGGCAGAUACUAAGAAGUUUUUAACUCCAGGAUACUCUACCUCUGGACAUGUAGAAUUAUACACAAUCAGUGUAGAAAGAGGAAUGUCUUGGGAAGAAGCAACUAAGAUUUGGGCUGAGCAAACUGGACCAGAUGAUGGAUUUUAUUUAUCUUCGCAAAUAAGAAAUAAUAAGAAAACUGCCAUAUUGGUAAAGGAAGUGAAUCCCAAAAAGAAGCUUUUCUUAGUAUAUAGACCAAACACUGGGAAACAACUCAAAUUGGAAACGUACGCAGACCUGAAAAAGAAAUAUAAGAAGGUACCUUCUGAAGAUGCUCUACCACAUUGGCUAGAGCAGUACAGUUCAUCGGCAGAUACCUGUACCCAUGCUUAUUGGAGAGGCAAUUGUAAGAAAGCAAGCCUUGGGUUAGUUUGUGAAGUGGGCCUCCGCUGUCGAACUUACUUCGUCUUGUGUGGUUCAGUACUAAGUGUCUGGACAAAAGUGGAAGGAGUUCUAGCCUCUGUGAGUGGUACAAAUGUGAAAAUGCAGAUCGUUCGGCUAAGGGCAGAGGAUGGACAGAGGAUUGUAGGUUUGCUCAUUCCUGCAAAUUGUGUAUCGCCCCUUGUAAACCUCCUGUCGACAUCGGACCAGUCUCAACAGCUUGCAGUACAACAGCAGCAGAUAUGGCAGCAACAUCACCCACAGAGCAUCACGAACUUCAACAAUGCAUAAGAGGACAGACUACAGGUGUUGACUUUGGUGUUUGAGAAAAGGCUGUAAAAGCAUAUCACUUGCAUAAAAAUCAGGGACAGAUUCCAAAGAAAUAUUUUUUCAGUUCAGUUGUGUGCUCUCAGAAGUACUUUGGGAAUAAAGAGGUACAUAAAGGAUGGUAGAACUGAAAGCCAGCAGUUGCUUAUGGUGGUUCAUCUGUCUAUGCUCUCUGUAGAGCUUCCUGUUUUGCUUUUACUUUUGGCCUUUUAAGCCACAAACCACAAAUUUUGUUUGAAAAUGCUUGAAAAUUCCCAAACAGGCUUUAUUUUUAUCUUGUCAUACAGUGCUCAGGGUUUAACGCAGUACAUCAAUGCCAUUGCUGUGGGAGAUAACCUCGAAUGCAUGUAUUGAGUAUAUAUGGAAACUAUAUAUUGGGUUUUUUCUCUUCAACUUGUAAGUUUAUAUAAGCAUGAAAACUAGAGAUUGCACAUCAUGCAUUCAUUCAGGUUCCUUCCCAGUUUGUUUGACAGUGCAUGUCUUUGGGAACAGGCAUGAACAGGAUAAACACCCCAGUCAAGAAUUCCGAGAGAAACAAUCUUAGUUGUACAGCAUUGGUUAUUGCAUUUUUAUAGUGUUUAUACCCAAGUAUUGCAUUUUUUCUGGUUUUCUCCUGGAGGUUAUAUAUUUGAGUCUGCAACAUGUUUUUUGUGAUAAGCAUCUUAAAUUAAAAAGUUACUUCAUUUUAAUGUAUUAAUAGUAUUCCUAAUGUGUAAUGCAAAGAUGGCUAAAAGCCUUUCCUUUAACAUUAAAAUAUUUCCUUAAUCCGAGAUGACUAUGGAAACUAAGUACAAAUUCACUUCCACCUCAUAUACAAUCUUAUAUUUUUUACUUCAUUAAUGUAAUUUAAUUUGUCACUUGUAAGAUGAAACCUUACUUGAGCUGUAAAUUAGACAAUGGGAAACUUUUGAGGAUUCCGCUAUAUGUGCUGUUUCUGUUACCCAGUAACUUGAAUACUGUUUAAUAUGUUGUAAGACAUUGUAGAGUUUAUCUGGAGCUGUUUAAAAAAAAUUGUAAUGUACAAAUGUGAAUAGUCACUUAUCUAUAAUAUGGGUAAGUUUUGUUUUGCCUAUAAUAGUAGAUGUUUAUAAGAAAGUGAAGGACAAUGUUUGUCAUUUCUUGCUUGCACAGGUUGCACUAUUGAAAAAUUGAGAUUGUAUAAACCUGUCCAAAAAACUGCAAGAUAACAAAAUCUUGUAGAGGUCAAAUAAAACGUUAUUGUACUAACAAAACUGGAGUCUUGUUUAGGCAAUCACUGUAUUCCAAAAAACUAAUAAGUCUAGUUUGGUAUUCAACAAGACUUGAAUGGUCCAACCUACUUAAGCUAGUCUUGUCUUAUGGUCCAUAUCAGUCUUUAAGUUGAACUAGUUAGUAUCUGAGACAAGGGAUAAACUCUAUACUGAACUUCAAUAGAUAUUUUACAAGUAAAGAUUGUACUGUAAGUACAGUAAAGAUAAGGGUAAAUGGUUGACCUGAUGUCGACUUAGUGGUGUGAUCCAUUGUAGUGCCUGCUUCAUUUCCUUAAACACUUACUCAGUGGACCAGAUUCUGAUGUCUCAGUGAUGUAAAUUUGGGAUAAACGUGGAACUGAGAUCAGAAAUUGAUCUAAUAACCUUAAAUGUAACUCCUUUAGGUAAAUGAUUAGUGUGAAGUCCCAUUAUUGCACUAGUGUUAGUAUAUGCAGCACUAAUACAGGAAGAACUCAUGAAUUUGGGGGGAAAUGUGUGUGUUCAGGAAGUUCCAUGUUUUAUUCAGCCAGCAAUUGAACAAACUGAAAUGCAUUUUGAAAUAAAGAUUUGUAACUACAA